AAAUGGUUACGAAGGAGGUUGUGAAAAAUUUAAAGGAGGUGAGAUUUAAACAAUGGAAAAAUAGGAGAUCACGCCUAUGUUAUGAAUGUCGAAAGGUGGGCCAUAUUGCUUAUUUUUGUCCACAACAAACCCGUAGUGAAAAGGACGAUAAUGAAUUAAAACGUACUAUGAAAGAACAAGUGAUGAGAUCACCUUCGAAAGGAGAUAUUGGGAUUGAUGAAUUCAAUGGUGUUGUAUUUCAGCAAAUUGUAAAUGGGAAAGAGUAUUGGAACGGUAAAGAUAUAGGUCAACCGGUGAAUAUGAGAAGAUUAUCAUUGGAAAAGCAAUUUGAGAUUGCACGAGUUGUUGGGUUAGAAGAUCUGUUUGAUAAUGUAUAUGAAAUUCCUGUGAAGGAUAUACCUAGUAAGAAUGUGAAUAGAAAUGUUGUUAAUAAUGGGGUAAAGCUGCAGAUGAUAAAGCGAAAAAUGAGUAGAAAAGUCGGAAAUAAUGAGUAUGCGGAUUUAGGUGAAAGUGCAUUGCGAAUUGACAAUGCGAAAGUUAAAGUGAUGGAAAGUCUUGAUGAAGAUGGUAGUAAUCCAAAAAAGCUGGACAUGUCAUGUAUUGUUGGUGAAAACAAAAUUCAAAGGUUUAAUAGUAGCCCGAUA
Molecule: messenger RNA, 644 nt
Organism: Racocetra persica
Lineage: Eukaryota; Fungi; Glomeromycota; Glomeromycetes; Diversisporales; Gigasporaceae
Source: the annotation of a GenBank genome assembly